GCUUAUAAUGUAAACAGGCGGCGUGACGCGGAGGUUAGCAUAUGCAGCUAAGAUAGCUAUGCUGACGAGUGGAAAUCGGAUUCUUGUUCACCAUCGCGUCAGUUUCGGGUCGCCUGAGAGCCUACCAUGUCGCGCUCUGGGAGUGAUUGACAGCGACCCGUGAAGACGCCAUGUGCUGAGUCAGCCUUUGGACCGAGGCUCCAUCUGCAUCAUCGCCACAACAGCAACAUGUCCGCCUCAAAUCAGGCAUCAGGCGAGGACACGUCAUGUGCUCCGACAGACACUGCCAAGGACAGUCUGGUAACCACGGCGACAGUGAGGUCAGAGGCCACGGAGCAGCUGACAAGCGACCAGAAUGAUAGACCUCCGGCUGAUCAGGAGGAUGGAGCGGAGCCAACGCUGUCAGAAAACGGACCAACCCGUGAUGACGCUGAAGAAGACCUGCCAGGGGUCGUGGUCACUGGUACGGGGCCGGAGGCCGUGGAGGGUUCGUCCGUGGCGACGGCUGACAGCUCAGACGAGCUACGGGAGUCCAGCGACUCUGCAUCCUUCUCCCUUCCCAGUCUGGAUCUCUCUGAGGGGAUGCCGACGGCGGCCGCAGGUAGCUUGCAGGAGCCGGAUGACGUUUUGCCACCGUCUUACUCCGCGUUGGGGGUGGAGGGAUGCUCGCCGGCCAAUGAGGCGGCGAGUCUGAAGGACGACGAGGUGGCAGGAGGCGCUGCUCCCGCCAAAGCUGCGACAGGCACAUCGGCGGCUUAUUACCUGGUCAAGUGGAUCACCUGGAAAAAGAAAAAGACGCCCAUCAUCACUCAAAGUGACAACGGACCCUGCCCCCUGCUGGCCAUCAUGAACAUACUCUUCCUUCGCUGGAAGGCAAAGCUCCCCGCUCAGACUGAAGUUGUGACCACAGAGGACCUGAUGGCUCACCUGGGUGAGUGUGUGCUGUCAGUCACACCCAGGCAAAAGACGGACGGGAUGGAGCUCAAUUUUCAACAGAACAUGAGCGACGCCAUGGCGGUGCUGCCCAAACUGUCGACGGGGCUCGACGUGAACGUUCGCUUCUCAGCAGUCACCGACUUUGAGUACACGCCCGAGUGCAUCGUCUUUGACCUGCUGGACAUCCCGCUCUACCACGGAUGGCUGGUCGACCCCCAGAGUCCCGAGAUGGUGGCCGCUGUCGGCAAGUUGAGUUACAACCAACUGGUGGAGAAGAUCAUCGACUACAAACACUCCGCUGACAGCACACAAGUCGCCGAAGGUCUGGUGGCCGAGCACUUCCUGGAGACGACGGCCACUCAGCUGUCCUAUCACGGCCUUUGCGAGCUCAACGCCGCCGCCAAAGAGGGGGAAAUGUGCGUCUUCUUCAGGAACAACCACUUCAGUACCAUGAUCAAACACAAGGGCCACUUGUACUUGCUGGUGACGGACCAGGGCUUCCUCCGCGAGGAAGGCCUAGUAUGGGAGUCUCUGCACAACGUGGAAGGAGAUGGGAACUUUUGCGACUCUGACUUCCGCCUGUGUCAUCCUCCUCCGAGGGAUCUGGCCGCGGUGGCGCCCCCCGGUGGCCCCCCGCCGCCCUGCGACCAACAGCAACAGCGCCAGAUCGACCAGGAUUAUCUGGUGGCCGUGUCGCUGCAGCAGGAGAGCGGCGGGGCAGCCUCGGGACCCAUCAGCGAUCUAGAGCUGGCCCGGCAGUUACAACAGGAAGAGUACCAACAGCAACAGCAACAGCAACAACAACAAGGCCCACCACAGGCGGCCUUGCAGCUCAGAGGUCAGGGGCCACAGGCAGGAGGGGCCAGAAGAAGAGAAAAAGACUCAGACUGCGUCCUGCUUUAACUCGUUCCCCGAUGUAGCACACGCACGCGCACAAAAUGCCAAACCUCAGUGCUUUGUGACUGUUUUGCUUUUGUCGAAAGUUUGUCAAAUUUCACCUGUCAAAACAAACUCCCACUAGCUUGUGGGCUAAAAAAAAAAAACGCGUUGCUUUGCUUAACAAAGUGCACUCGCUUUCCUCUGUUGAAUGCUCAACUUUAAUUUGGAGUCGUCCAGAUUUACGAUCAAUGCGAGUUUAUUAUUUCCAUAGUCAAGAAACAAUUACCAUUUGUUUUCACUUGAUUUGCUGACUUCUAGCCAUAUGUAAAUCAUAUUGGGAUACGUUCGUUCAAAUAAUAAAACAUACAUUAAGACA
Hippocampus zosterae (dwarf seahorse) is the source of this 2191-nucleotide messenger RNA. It is a transcript of the gene mindy1, whose product is annotated as MINDY lysine 48 deubiquitinase 1. Lineage: Eukaryota; Metazoa; Chordata; Actinopteri; Syngnathiformes; Syngnathidae. Bases 229 to 1839 code for a protein of 536 amino acids. Gene Ontology annotation, biological process: protein K48-linked deubiquitination. The record is from RefSeq and is a predicted model, not a curated record. The transcript is spliced from 12 exons. Gene Ontology annotation, molecular function: cysteine-type deubiquitinase activity; K48-linked deubiquitinase activity; cysteine-type carboxypeptidase activity. Gene Ontology annotation, cellular component: cell periphery; cytosol.